AAGUUGUAGCGGUGAAUUAAAGCAGAGAUUUAACGAUGGCAGAAGAAGACGAGAAGGGAUACAGAUGGGAAACAGAAUAUGAGAAGACUUGGGAAGUUAUUGAAGAAGACGAUGAUGGUACCAUUCAGUCAAGUGUGGAUGACAUCAUACACAAGGCGAAAAGACGGCGCCUGCUGGAAAAACUUGGCAACAUUAGACUUGGCAUGAUGCGACAUUUAUUCCUAGUCAUAGAUAUGUCGGAGGCUAUGAAAGAUCAGGAUCUCAAACCUACUCGUUUGGCAUCAACACUCAAGCUACUUGAACAUUUUGUAGAGGAAUAUUUUGACCAAAACCCUAUCAGUCAGCUGGGUAUCAUAACAACACGCAAUAAGAGGGCAGAAAAGGUUGCGGAACUUGGAGGAAACCCUCGUCGUCAUAUCACCACACUCCAGUCUCUUGUCAAGAAAACAUGCCAAGGAGAGCCGUCGCUUCAAAACUCUCUAGAUCUAGCCAAUCAAACCCUAAGGCAUAUGCCAAGUCAUGCAAGCCGUGAAGUGUUAAUUGUCCUAGGAAGUCUUACAUCCUGUGACCCAGGAGAUAUAUCAGAGACAAUACAGACAAUGAAAGACAACAAUGUGAGAUGUUCAAUUAUUGGCCUGGCUGCUGAGGUCCGUGUAUGUAAGAGAAUUUGUCAGGAUACCAAUGGUAAAUACUUUGUGAUACUGGAUGAAGGUCACUUCAAAGAUCUGCUCAUAUCUCAUGUAACACCUCCUCCAGCCACAAGUACAACAGAAUCUUCCUUGAUAAAGAUGGGGUUUCCUCACCACAAUUUGAGUGGAGACAAGAACAAAGGCGAGAAGGCUUCUAUGUGUAUGUGUCACUUGGACAGCAAGGUGAAUCAAGGCUUCAGCAGCAGUGGCUAUUUCUGUCCCCAGUGCAAGAGUAAAUAUUGUGAGCUGCCUAUCGAGUGUAAAUCAUGCGGUUUAACAUUAGUAUCAGCUCCACAUCUAGCACGGUCAUACCACCAUCUGUUUCCGCUGGACACUUUUCUGGAGACACCAGUGUCCAGUAUUCUCACAGAUUCACCUGUGUCCUGUUACGCAUGCCAAAUUGCUGUUCAAGACCCAAACGUGUACCAGUGUGGGAGAUGUCAGCAGAUGUUUUGUUUGGACUGUGACCUGUUUAUCCACGAGACUCUCCAUUCCUGUCCUGGCUGUGCCUGUUCUAGGGAAACACAGCAAUCCUCACAACAGUUUUCCGGAUUUUCCUGACAGCUGUUAUUUUGUUACAAUUUUAUAUUUUUGUAUUCCGUUAAAGAACAAAAUAAACAUAAACAUAUCAA
This is a messenger RNA of Ylistrum balloti, 1321 nucleotides long. Its product is annotated as general transcription factor IIH subunit 2-like. Gene Ontology annotation, cellular component: transcription factor TFIIH core complex; transcription factor TFIIH holo complex. The record is from RefSeq and is a predicted model, not a curated record. The transcript is spliced from 14 exons. Bases 36 to 1250 code for a protein of 404 amino acids. Gene Ontology annotation, biological process: DNA-templated transcription; regulation of transcription by RNA polymerase II; nucleotide-excision repair. Gene Ontology annotation, molecular function: zinc ion binding. Lineage: Eukaryota; Metazoa; Mollusca; Bivalvia; Pectinida; Pectinidae.